GAUUGCACACACUUCUACCAUCUCCAGCAAGCCGCACGUGUUUACGUUCGGUGGGAAUUAUUUCUUGGUUUUAGCUUCGAAAAAGUUUGAUUUUUAACAGAAACAGAAAUGCCGCGCUCCAAACGUGAUAAGAAAGUUUCCCUGACCAAAACCGACCGCAAGGGUCUGGCAUGGAAACAGCGAAUUGUGGACGACAUUCGCUUUUGUGUGGGCAAAUACCCCAAUAUAUUCGUUUUCCAAGUACAGAAUAUGAGGAACAGCUUGCUCAAGGAUCUGCGACAGGAGUGGAAAAAGAAUUCACGUUUUAUCUUCGGCAAGAACCGCGUGAUGCAGAUUGGUUUGGGUCGCACUAAAAGCGAGGAAGUGGAGUCUGAUUUGCACAAGCUCUCCAAGCGCUUGACCGGCCAGGUGGGUCUGCUCUUCACGGACAAAUCCAAGCAGGAAGUGCUCGAUUGGGCCGAAAACUACUGGGCCGUGGAGUAUGCCCGCAGUGGCUUUGUGGCCACGGAUACUGUCAUCCUGCCAGCUGGUCCCCUAGAGGACUUUGCCCACUCCAUGGAGCCGCAUCUGCGAUCGCUGGGUCUUCCCACCAAACUGGAGAAGGGUAUUGUCACACUGUACAGCGACUACACGGUCUGCGAGGAGGGCAAAGUACUGACGCCCGAACAGGCGAGAAUCCUCAAGCUGGUGGGCAAGCCCAUGGCCAAAUUUCGCCUGACCAUGAAGUGCUCGUGGACCAAAAGCGAUGGAUUCCAGUUGCACGUCGAGGAUGAUGUAAACGAUGAAGAGCAAGCAGAUAGCGCCAUGGAGGAAGAGGCUGAGGCUAUGGAUGACAAGGAAGACGAAGACGACGAUGAUGAUGAGGAGGAUGAUGAAUAAAUUAGUUUUAGGCGUAGAAUUAAUUUUUUUUAUGUAUAUAUCAAGUACAGAAAAUAUAUAUACGUAGAUUUUUAAAGUA
Molecule: messenger RNA, 958 nt
Organism: Drosophila suzukii
Lineage: Eukaryota; Metazoa; Arthropoda; Insecta; Diptera; Drosophilidae
Gene: RpLP0-like
Product: ribosomal protein LP0-like
Biological process (GO): ribosomal large subunit biogenesis; rRNA processing; ribosomal large subunit assembly
Cellular component (GO): nucleolus; preribosome, large subunit precursor
Molecular function (GO): RNA binding
Source: RefSeq, a predicted model, not a curated record